Molecule: messenger RNA, 1323 nt
Organism: Osmia bicornis bicornis
Lineage: Eukaryota; Metazoa; Arthropoda; Insecta; Hymenoptera; Megachilidae
Product: retinol dehydrogenase 14
Exons: 5
Coding region: 153-1148 (331 amino acids)
Source: RefSeq, a predicted model, not a curated record
AGUUCUGUAGUAACAAAGUGGGGAGAUGCUUGGAGAGCGCACGCUUUUACGAAUCACGAUGUCAGUAUAGAAAGAAGGCUCAGGUAGAAAAGGUGUGUAAGUAGUUGAACUCUUGAGCCAGUCUGAAUGAGAAUUUGGUAACAACUGAUAUCAUGUUACUGAAGAUGGUAUCAUGCACGACGCUGUGUUUCUUGGCCGCAGCUCUGUUAUUCGUCGUGCUUCUAUUCAUACUAGCUCUGUACAUGUACUCACAGUACACGAUAGGAGCCUGCAAAAGUAAAAACAGAAUGGACGGGAAGACGGUGAUAAUAACAGGAUGCACUUCUGGUAUCGGCAAGGAGACUGCCAGGGAUAUCGCAAUAAGAGGCGCCAAAUUGAUCAUGGCUUGUCGAAAUGUAGAGGCAGCAGAAAAAUUGAAAGAGGAAUUAUUCAAGGAAACGGGUAAUACCCACAUUGUUGUUCGAAAGCUCGACCUGUCGUCGCUUUCUUCGGUCAGAAAGUUUGCGGAACAAAUAAAUCGCGAAGAGGACCGGUUAGACGUGUUGAUCCACAACGCAGGAACUGCCGAUGUGUUUGAGAAGAAGGUGACGGAGGAUGGUUUGGAAAUGACCAUGGCAACGAAUCAUUACGGGCCAUUUUUACUUACGCAUCUUUUAAUUGAUUUGCUGAAACGUUCAAAACCAAGCCGGAUAGUUGUCGUCGCAUCGAGCCUAUACUUUUUGGCAAGAUUAAAUUUAAACAAUGUUAAUCCGACCACGACACUACCUGCAUACUUGUAUUACGUUUCCAAGUAUGCGAAUAUUGUGUUCACCUUUGAAUUAGCGAGACGUCUCGAAGGUACUGGCGUAACAGCUAAUUGCCUGCAUCCUGGACUCAUAAACACUGGUAUCUGGAAGAAGGUGCCAUCCCCGUUUUCCUAUGCUUUACGAUUUACAUUAAAUACCUUCUUCAAAACGCCUGAACAGGGUGCACAAACAACCAUACACCUUGCCGUUUCGGACGAAGUAAACGGAAUUUCUGGCAAAUACUUCACGGAUUGUCAUGAACAACAACUUCGUGGCGAUAUAACAGAUCCAGCAAAGGGUAAAAAGUUUUGGGAACUUAGCGAAACUUUAGUGAAACUUCAACCAACAGAUCCGAAAAUUUAGAAACAUACAAUGCGUGUUUUAUAUGAAGUAUUCAAGUAUUGCUAAGCUUUUCUCGCAUUCAGCAAUUUAGUUUCUUAGUUAUUUUUUGGACGUUUCUAUACGAAUAACUUGUAUCGACUACAUCGCUUACUACAUAUUAAGGAGGAUAAUAAAUAUUUUUUGUAUAUUUACCACA